UGAUUAUCCAAAAAACAGUUUGUAAAUGUUUUGUUUUUAAAAUAAAUAUCAACAUGUCCGAUAACGAAGAGCCAACGGCUAAACAUUUCAAACUACAGUCUCAAAAGCAGGAGCCAGAAGAUGCAAUGGAAGAGGGUCACGAGGAAUGGCUCAGUGAGGACGUACUUAGUGAAGAUGAAUAUUAUCAAACUGGGGAACAAGAACAGAGUGAUUAUGCAAUAAUGAGUCAAGACGAUACAAUGACAAGUGCACAGGAAUGUGCAGAGAAUUCCGUGUACCAUGAUACAGGUGACUCCAACGCACAAGACGGACAUGAACGAGAUCAGGAAGAGAAUAUAGAAGAGACACUGAACAAUUUGGAGAAUUCACAAGAUAAAGACUUUCCAGAUGAAUUAGGUGCGUUCUUGAUAAGAAAGUCAGAUGGUAAACCGAUAAAGAAAGAGAUUGACGGAAGAGACAGUGAGAUGGACUCUACAAAACAUACAGACGAUGAUGGCCAUGAUACUGAUGAAUUACUGAGAAUGCUUGGUGAAGACGAAGCUAAACGUAAGAAAAAACCGUCCAUUAAACUAGUAAAGAAAGAACGUAAAGACGAAUCAAGUGAUGAAGACGAUGAUUUUAUAUUUGGGAGUACAAAAGUUACCAGAGUGAGGGUAGCAAAGAAUUUUAUAAAGAAAUACGCGACAAAAGCUGAGCCUGAAGACAUGAGUGAUAAGGAAGAGAUGUCAGAUGAAGUGGCAACUAUGAAGAACAUGUUCGUGACCCGACGGCCAGGCCACGCAGCCCUAGGCCCUCGCCCCCGCCACGUUGCGGCCAAGAGCACAACCCUCGGCGGCAUCAACGCGUUGCAGACGGUCACCAAACGCGUCGUCAGCCUCGACGGUAAUACUAAUAAACGUCCAAUGCCCCCAACUUCGCAUAGACAAGUGAUAUUGAAGCAGGUGAGUAAAGAAGAGCCGAAAAGAGAAAGACAGAGUAUGAAGGAAUCGGAGGAGAUUAUAAACGAAGAGGAAUUCCUCGAAGAAGAUGAGUUUGAUUUGGAUGAAGUUGGAGAGUUGGAGACGGACGAUGAAGAUGUUUCCAAUCGGCAGAAGAUGAGGCAGAGGAUCAUGAGACCUGAAAGGAUGGAUGAGGAGGUGCCUUCAGAUGGUGACAGCAACUCUGAUGAGAGCUUAUACGAUGAGAUCCAGUCUUCUGAGUCUGAGGAUCUUGAUGAAUGGUUCACUUUGGACAUCAGAGCUGAGAGAGCCGGAGAUUAUCUGCCUUUGUUAGGUACAAAAGCGAAGCAGUUAUUGAUAAAGGAACGUAACCGUGUCGGAGCUCGUCUCGCCACAUUGGACCAGAGCUUGUUGGCACUCAGAGACAGCGGCCGGCAACAAGCACAACAACUGCGGCGUGCCACAGCCGCUCUACAUGACAUUGAUAAUGCACUCAGAGCUGUUUGAUUCAUUAACUAGCUUUUACAUGCGACUUCUUUCAU
Molecule: messenger RNA, 1480 nt
Organism: Papilio machaon (common yellow swallowtail)
Lineage: Eukaryota; Metazoa; Arthropoda; Insecta; Lepidoptera; Papilionidae
Exons: 11
Coding region: 54-1445 (463 amino acids)
Source: RefSeq, a predicted model, not a curated record